GCCCUUACCAGGCAUAAGUGGACGUUAGGUUCCAAUGAAAUAGCGUCCGGUUCAAGCUAGCCCCCAAUGGAGCUACCACCAUGGGCGCCCUUCCUCGCCAUCGUGCUGUUCCUAGCAACCAUUCUCCGGCGUGGCCGCCGGGCAUACAGGCUCCCACCUGGACCUAAGCCUUGGCCGAUCAUCGGGAACCUCAACCUCAUCGGAUCGCUCCCCCAUCGUUCCAUCCAUGUGCUCUCCAAGAGGUACGGCCCUCUCAUGUACCUCCAAUUCGGUUCGAUCCCCGUCGUCGUCGGCUCGUCCGCCGAGAUGGCCAAGUUCUUCCUAAAGACGCAGGACGUUGUGUUCAUCGACCGGCCCAAGACGGCCGCCGGCAAGUACACAGCCUACCACUACAGCGACAUCACCUGGUCCUCCUACGGCGCCUACUGGCGGCAGGCACGCAAGAUGUGCCUCACGGAGCUCUUCAGUGCCAAACGGCUCGAGUCAUACAGGUACAUCCGCAGCGAGGAGAUGCGCGUGCUCCUGCGCGAUCUGCACCACGCCUCCGGGCGUGUCGUGCUGCUCAAGGACCACCUGUUCACCUUGAGCCUCAACGUGAUCACACGCAUGGUUCUGGGCAAGAAGUACCUGCAUAAGGAUGCUACGACGACGACGCAGGAGGAGUUCAGGUGGAUGGUCGACGAGUGGUUCCUUCUCAACGGCGUGUUCAACAUCGGCGACUCCAUCCCGUGGCUCGACUGGAUGGACCUGCAAGGGUACAUCAAGAGGAUGAAGAAGCUGAGCAAGAAGUUCGACCGGUUCCUGGAGCACGUCGUUGACGAGCACAACGGGCGGCGCCACCUCAAGGGGGAGAGCUUCGUGGCCAAGGAUAUGGUGGACGUGCUGCUGGAGAUAACCAGCGACCCCAAUCUCGAGGUACCGAUCCACCGGGAUGGCGCCAAGGCUUUCAUUCUCGACCUCAUCGUCGCCGGCACUGAGAGCUCGGCCAUUACGGUGGAGUGGGCAAUGUCAGAGAUCCUGAAGAAGCCCGAGGUGUUCGCCAAGGCCACGGAGGAGCUGGACCGCGUAGUGGGGCGAGAGCACUGGGUGACCGAGGAGGACAUGACGAGCCUCCCCUACAUGGAGGCCAUUGUCAAGGAGACGAUGCGGCUGCACCCGGUGGCGCCGAUGCUGGCGCCCCGGCUGUCCCGCCAGGACGCGUCCGUUGGCGGCUACGACAUCCCCGUCGGCACGCGUGUGCUCGUGAACGUGUGGUCCAUCGGCCGCGACCCGGCACUGUGGGACACGCCGGAGCAGUUCUUGCCGGAGCGGUUCAUCGGCAGCAAGAUCGACGUCAAGGGGCAGGACUUCGAGCUGCUGCCGUUCGGGUCGGGGCGCAGGAUGUGCCCAGGGUACAGCCUCGGGCUGAAGGUGAUCCAGAUGAGCCUGGCCAACCUCCUGCACGGGUUCACGUGGAGGCUCCCGAGCGGCGUGACCAAGGAGGCGCUGAGCAUGGAGGAGAUAUACGGGAUGACCACGCCGCGCAAGUUCCCGCUGGAGGCCAUACCUGAACCCAAGCUCCAGGCUCGCCUCUACACCCAAGCUUGAUACGUACAGGUAUGCACACGCGCGAUCGUUGCCUGCGUCGCUGUAUUUUGUGUGUAUUGUUUUACUGGUCUUGUAUUAUAUAUUUUUAUUUAGUAGAAAAAAGGAAGCCCAACCUCUGCAUCAAUGAUCAAUCAAUGUAUAUGGCAUUUAUUUGUAGCUUA
Molecule: messenger RNA, 1748 nt
Organism: Lolium rigidum
Lineage: Eukaryota; Viridiplantae; Streptophyta; Magnoliopsida; Poales; Poaceae
Product: trimethyltridecatetraene synthase-like
Exons: 2
Coding region: 67-1587 (506 amino acids)
Molecular function (GO): heme binding; iron ion binding; oxidoreductase activity, acting on paired donors, with incorporation or reduction of molecular oxygen
Source: RefSeq, a predicted model, not a curated record